Prionailurus viverrinus (fishing cat) is the source of this 4743-nucleotide messenger RNA. RefSeq names its product dynamin 1 (gene DNM1). Gene Ontology annotation, cellular component: membrane; microtubule; cytoplasm. Gene Ontology annotation, molecular function: GTP binding; microtubule binding; GTPase activity. The coding region runs from base 138 to 2693 and encodes 851 amino acids. The record is from RefSeq and is a predicted model, not a curated record. The transcript is spliced from 23 exons. NCBI's taxonomy places the organism in Eukaryota, Metazoa, Chordata, Mammalia, Carnivora, Felidae.
UCCCGGAGGGGCGGGGGGUCCGCGGCACAGGCAGUCGGAGCGCGCGGCUGCAGCGGCGGAGCCGGAGCCGGAGCCGGGAGCCGGAGCCGGGAGCCGGAGCGGCGGCCGGAUCGUAGCCCGCGGGGCCCGCCGCAGCCAUGGGGAACCGCGGCAUGGAGGAUCUCAUCCCGCUGGUCAACCGGCUGCAGGACGCCUUCUCCGCUAUCGGCCAGAACGCGGACCUCGACCUGCCGCAGAUCGCCGUGGUGGGCGGCCAGAGCGCCGGCAAGAGCUCGGUGCUCGAGAAUUUCGUCGGCAGAGACUUCCUGCCCCGAGGGUCAGGCAUCGUCACCCGACGCCCCCUGGUCCUGCAGCUGGUCAAUGCCACCACAGAAUAUGCCGAAUUCUUGCACUGCAAGGGGAAGAAAUUCACCGACUUUGAGGAGGUGCGUCUGGAGAUCGAGGCUGAGACCGACCGAGUCACUGGCACUAACAAGGGCAUCUCGCCGGUGCCGAUCAACCUCCGCGUCUACUCGCCGCACGUGCUGAACCUGACACUGGUGGACCUGCCCGGAAUGACCAAGGUCCCGGUGGGGGACCAACCUCCUGACAUCGAGUUCCAGAUCCGGGACAUGCUUAUGCAGUUCGUCACCAAAGAGAACUGCCUCAUCCUGGCUGUAUCCCCGGCCAACUCCGACCUGGCCAACUCCGAUGCUCUGAAGGUUGCCAAGGAGGUGGACCCCCAGGGCCAGCGCACCAUCGGGGUCAUCACCAAGCUGGACCUAAUGGACGAGGGCACAGAUGCCCGUGAUGUGCUGGAGAACAAACUGCUCCCCCUGCGCAGAGGCUACAUUGGGGUGGUGAACCGGAGCCAGAAGGACAUUGAUGGCAAGAAGGACAUCACGGCGGCCUUGGCCGCUGAACGCAAGUUCUUCCUCUCCCAUCCGUCCUACCGCCACUUGGCUGACCGCAUGGGCACGCCCUACCUGCAGAAGGUCCUCAACCAGCAACUGACCAACCACAUCCGGGACACCCUGCCGGGGCUUCGGAACAAGCUGCAGAGCCAGCUCCUGUCCAUCGAGAAGGAGGUGGAGGAGUACAAGAACUUCCGGCCAGAUGACCCAGCUCGCAAGACCAAGGCUCUGCUGCAGAUGGUCCAGCAGUUUGCCGUGGACUUUGAGAAGCGCAUUGAGGGCUCAGGGGACCAGAUCGACACCUAUGAACUGUCAGGGGGAGCCCGCAUCAACCGGAUCUUCCAUGAGCGCUUCCCCUUUGAGCUAGUCAAGAUGGAGUUUGAUGAGAAGGAGCUCCGAAGAGAGAUCAGCUACGCCAUCAAGAAUAUCCAUGGCAUUAGAACGGGGCUCUUUACCCCAGACAUGGCCUUUGAGACCAUUGUGAAAAAGCAGGUGAAGAAGAUCCGAGAACCGUGUCUCAAGUGUGUGGACAUGGUUAUCUCGGAGCUAAUCAGCACGGUUAGACAGUGCACCAAGAAGCUCCAGCAGUACCCCCGCCUGCGGGAGGAGAUGGAGCGCAUCGUGACCACCCACAUCCGGGAGCGCGAGGGUCGCACCAAGGAGCAGGUCAUGCUUCUCAUCGAUAUUGAGUUGGCUUACAUGAAUACCAAUCAUGAGGACUUCAUAGGCUUUGCCAAUGCUCAGCAGAGGAGCAACCAGAUGAACAAGAAGAAGGCUUCAGGGAACCAGGAUGAGAUUCUGGUCAUCCGGAAGGGCUGGCUGACCAUCAACAACAUUGGCAUCAUGAAGGGGGGCUCCAAGGAGUACUGGUUUGUGCUGACGGCCGAGAAUCUGUCCUGGUAUAAGGAUGACGAGGAGAAAGAGAAGAAAUACAUGCUUUCCGUGGACAACCUGAAGCUGCGGGAUGUGGAGAAAGGUUUCAUGUCGAGCAAGCACAUCUUUGCCCUCUUUAACACUGAGCAGAGGAAUGUCUACAAGGAUUAUCGGCAGCUGGAACUGGCCUGUGAGACACAGGAGGAGGUGGACAGCUGGAAGGCCUCCUUCCUGAGGGCUGGCGUGUAUCCGGAGCGCGUUGGGGACAAGGAGAAAGCCAGCGAGACUGAGGAGAAUGGUUCGGACAACUUCAUGCACUCCAUGGACCCACAGCUAGAGCGGCAGGUGGAGACCAUCCGGAACCUGGUAGACUCAUACAUGGCCAUCGUUAACAAGACCGUGAGGGACCUCAUGCCGAAGACCAUCAUGCAUCUCAUGAUCAACAAUACGAAGGAAUUCAUCUUCUCGGAGCUGCUGGCCAACCUGUACUCGUGCGGGGACCAGAACACACUGAUGGAGGAGUCGGCGGAGCAGGCACAGCGGCGCGACGAGAUGCUGCGCAUGUACCACGCACUGAAGGAGGCGCUCAGCAUCAUCGGCGACAUCAACACGACCACUGUCAGCACGCCCAUGCCCCCGCCUGUGGACGACUCCUGGCUGCAGGUGCAGAGCGUACCGGCCGGACGCAGGUCACCCACGUCCAGCCCCACUCCGCAGCGCCGAGCCCCCGCCGUGCCCCCAGCCCGGCCCGGGUCGCGGGGCCCUGCUCCUGGGCCUCCGCCUGCUGGGUCCGCCCUGGGGGGGGCGCCCCCCGUGCCCUCCAGGCCGGGGGCUUCCCCUGACCCCUUCGGUCCUCCCCCCCAGGUGCCCUCGCGCCCCAACCGCGCCCCGCCCGGGGUCCCCAGAAUCACUAUCAGUGACCCCUGAGGAGCGUCAGCCACGCUGGCUCUCUCACCUCCCUUCUCAGCGAGCCUCGGGACUCAGUGCCACUGCUCAAGACCUCCAUGGCUGAGCCUGGGGAGCUCUUGGGACAGGCUCCGCACCCAGGCUGGCAGACAUGGGUGCUCUCUGGAGCCGUCAGGGAGGGCAGAGAGCUCACGGUUUAUGGUGUAGAGGCAGGGAACUCGGAGGGGGUGGGCGUCGUUGUGCGUGGGGCCAGACUCAGACAGCCAGAGGCCUUGGAACUUCAUCCUGGGGAGGCCACACUCAUUUCCCCAUCUGAGCUGUGCUGUUGGGGCAAGGAGCUCUGGGAACCGAAUCCACGAUAGGGCAGAGGAGGUCGGAGCCCCAUCUCCUCUAUCAGAUAGCCAGCGAUUGAGCAGCAAUCUGGGGCCAAGGCUCUGGUUAUGUGCUGGUUUCUGAAAGCUGGAGGGCCCUGUCCACACCUCACAGGUGAGGCAGGGUCACACGGCCCCUUCCCCUACCUCCUUGGUGUUGUCACGCCUGUGAAGGCACACUACAAACCACAGCGUCCUCGGCCCUAGACGAAGCACCAUAGCCCGUCCACGGGCUCGUGGGCUUGGGCCUGUUGCUCCUAGGGGUGACCUACACUUUUCAGUCAAGGGGACAACAGUGUCCACUGACCUGAGCCUAGUCAACUUCUCCGAGUCCCACCCUGUCUGGGCCGCACAUUCACCCAGCGACCCGCCUGUCACUCUGCCCCUGCCGCUGACUCUUGCUCUUCUGCUUUUCCCCAGCAGGAAGGGCCCAGCCUCACCUACGCGACCUGUGGUCCCCCGACCAGCUGAGGCUCCCCUCUUAGACUUAUAAGCCUGUGGCCAACUGGCAUCCGGCUGCCUGACCUCCCUGCCUCCCCAGGGUCCCUUCCGAGGACUCCGGGCUUUCUGCCCGCCCAGAGGGGUGUCCAGUGCCCCCUCCAGCCAUCCUUUUAGCUUCGCCCUCCUGGCUCAAACAGUGUUCUUUCUCCUGUCUCUCUCCAUGAGGACUGGUAGCUGUGGCCACGGGGCACGCGGCCCCACACUCCAAGGCUAGGGGUGGCCCUGGGCCAGUACGUUGGAAGACAAGGGGGCCACAAAAAGAGGGAAGGCAGAGGGGCUGAGCAUGUGUCUGGAGCUGUGGGUGCACUGCCUGGUGGUGUAUGAGAGACCAGCGUGCGUGGCGGGGGGGGGGGGGGGGGGCUGCCUUGACCUCCACCCCAGACCCUGGGGAAGCUGUGGCCCCCAUUCAUCUCCAGUUCUCCCACCUUCCCUUUCUCAUCUCUCUCCUCCAUUCCAGAACCCUUGCCCACACCCGCAGCUUCCUUUUCUCCCCCUGCCCUCCCCUCCUGCCCCACCGGGCUUGGCAUUGCUUGCCUUACCAGUUCUCUCCCUCCUUCUCUCCGUUCUCUCUUUGCUUUCUCUCCAACUGCCAGCCGAUCGGGUCAGGCAAGUCCAUCCCGUCCUGAGAGCCCCAGGCCCCCCUUCGACCUCUAACCAGAUCCCUCUGUUCCUCGGAGACCUCCCUUUCCAAGCCUGCCUGGAUGGCUGUUCUGUGACUUGACAGUGGCUCCCCAGCCCCAAAGCCUCCCCCUUCAUCUGUGACUUAGUCUGUUGUAGUGGUGAGCUGACACAUCCAGGCAUGAUGUUGGUGAAAACUUGUGCCCCCUCUGUGGUAUUGCUCCUACCCCAUUCUAUAAAUAUCUAUAAAUAUUCAUAUAUAUAUACAUACACACACACACACACACGGCCGCCACAGCCUCGCCGCUAGUGUUGGGAAUCAAUCACCAUGCUGUCCCUGAGGAGUCUUGUGGCCCAACUACAAGGGAACACUGUCACCCUGACAUCCCCCUCUCCAGCGUGUGCCACCUCUGAUGAGCCUCCCCAUCAUGCCCAGCCCGUGGACAGCCACCUUUCCGUCCCUCCCCCAGUCGAGCACGGGGGUGCCAUACUGGCAGCUGUGUGGUUCCCUGACUACCACCAGUCUUGCUGUCUCUUGGCUGAGAAUAAAACCCAUUUCUGGACAAUGGGAAACUGUCCUC